Molecule: messenger RNA, 6329 nt
Organism: Hyla sarda
Lineage: Eukaryota; Metazoa; Chordata; Amphibia; Anura; Hylidae
Gene: ELFN2
Product: extracellular leucine rich repeat and fibronectin type III domain containing 2
Exons: 2
Coding region: 731-3148 (805 amino acids)
Cellular component (GO): plasma membrane
Molecular function (GO): protein binding
Source: RefSeq, a predicted model, not a curated record
UUUCUUUGCAGCCUGCUUCUUCCUCUAUCCAUCCUCUUCGCUCCAUCACUGUAUUCUGUUUGCUGUAUUCUUUCCUCUUUCUAUCCUCCUCCUAUUUUCGCUCCCCCCCCUUCUUCUCUCUCUCUCUCUCCCUUUCUCGAUUGCUGUGUGGGUGCCUAUAUGUUGGAGUAAGACAGCUGGGGAGAUCUGGAAAGAUUUCUGUCUGGGUGCCUGUCUCUGGCGCCGCGAGGGACACAGCUCUGCUGGUGACACUGUAUAGGGGGGAGCGUCAGUGACAAGAAGAGCAAGAAAAGUGACAGGGACACCGGUUGCUAAGCGGACGAGCAGAUCCCUAAUGCCAUAGAGAUGAGAACCAGGGACGGAUGAUAAAUUGCAUUCUGGUGGCAGCUGGAGACGGACAGACACAGAGACGGAUUCAUCCCAGGGCACAGAGGCGACUGGCACUCAGAUACACAACCUCUGUCUUCUGCCUCCAAUCGUUCUUUCUGUUCAUUCUAUGUUACUAAGGCAUGAUAGAAGAUGUGAAGAUACAAAUGAGUAACUGUUGCUAGCAACCUAGUGGAUGAGACUGUUUUAUGUAGAAGAGGCUCACUACCAUAUCCUGUCCUGCAGAAUAUGAUGCACAGAAUUUUCAGAAGGACUGUGAAGCACAGACUUCUCUAACUUAGGCACAAAACUCCAGAGUUGGACAUCAUCUCUUGUCCUGGCCUUCAUUUUUUAAAAGACCAUCAUGUCAUACCGGUGGGUCUUUGUGACAGUUACUUUUUGUUUCUUAUACUUCCCGCCAGGAGCACAGAGCGAUUGCUGGUUGAUUGAAGGAGACAAGGGGUAUGUCUGGUUGGCUAUAUGUAGUCAGAACCAACCCCCUUAUGAGACUAUUCCUCAACAUAUCAAUAGUACAGUUCAUGAUCUCAGGCUUAAUGAAAAUAAGUUAAAGAUAAUUGGUUAUGCUUCCCUAUCCCGCUUUGGAAACUUGACAGAUUUGAACCUAACCAAGAAUGAGAUUUCCUACAUUGAGGAUGGAGCCUUCCUUGGACAAUCAAAUCUACAAAUUCUUCAGCUUGGUUAUAACAAGUUAACCAAUUUGUCAGAGGGAAUGCUUAGGGGCAUGCCCAGGUUACAAUUCCUCUUCGUUCAGCAUAACUUGAUUGAGGUGGUGACCCCAGGAGCUUUCUCAGAAUGCUUGAGUCUUAUAAGCAUUGACUUGUCUUCUAAUCGACUCCAAAAGCUGGAUAGUGCAACCUUUCUUGGUCUUCAAGCACUGAUGGCUUGUGAACUGGCUGGGAAUCCUUUUCAUUGUGGUUGUGAGCUCUAUGGCUUUCUUGAUUGGCUCGUGAUGUUUAACAAUUUCACUCGAAAUUAUGAUCGCUUACAAUGUGAAAGUCCUCGAGAGUUUGCUGGUUACCCCCUACUAAGCCCCAGGCCUCACCACAGCCGAAAUGCAAUAACUGUUCUUCAAGCUCGUUGCAAAAAUGGAGGAAUAUUUUCUGUACCACGCGAAAGGCCAACUCCACUCAUACCAGAUCCCUUCCAUGAUUCAGAUGAAAAUUCUGGUUAUAGUCCUGGAGACGUUCUUUAUCCCGACCCAACCCCCACUUCUACAGACUCUUCUGUUAUGCCCACCAUUGAAAUUCAUCAUGUGACUGGAAGUUCAGCUACUUUGAUCGUGACUAUUCCAUAUCCAUAUAAAAAGAUGUAUAUUCUGGUCCAGUACAAUAACAGUUUUGUAUAUGAUGUAACAACGUUGAAGCACAAGAAGGAAUAUAUAACAUUAGACAAGUUGAAGGCUCAUGUCAAUUAUACUUUCUGCGUGGCUUCCAUACGUAACUCAAAACGCUACAACCAUACCUGCCUCUUUGUCUUUACUCGUUCAAAGGAUAAGGAAGAAUUUUCUCCCAACACUUCCACCACUACACACUAUAUCAUGACAAUAUUGGGAUGCCUAUUUGGCAUGGUUAUCAUACUGGGAGUUGUAUAUUACUGCUUAAGAAAGAAGAGGAGACAGGAAGAAAAGAAAAAAUCGCUCAAUGUUAAAAAGACAAUUCUAGAAAUGCGGUAUGGUUCAGAUGUUGAUCCAUGUCUGGGACCUCAUUCAUCACAAAAGAUGUCAGAGCAUCCUAUUCCUAUAUCACGCAUUUCUUCACUGCCCACUUCAGUUUCUGGUCUUGGAAGUGGAGACAAAGGCAUUUCCAAGCCUAUGAAUUCUCAAAUGGGAACACCUAAAGGUCCUAAGGGAACAAAUUACAUGGAAGUGCGAAGCGGAGAAGGACUAGAUAGAGGACAAAGAGGGAUGUCAGGAGGGGAUGAAGAUGAAGAAGACUUUCGGGAACUAGACAAUGGUGAGGGCUCAGCAUCUGAGAUAUCAACAAUUGCUAAGGAGGUAGAUAAAGUUAACCAAAUAAUCAAUAAUUGCAUUGAUGCCCUAAAGCUAGACACGGCUUCUUUUUUAGGAGGGGGGGACCCGGAGCUGGGUUACGAUUGCCAGUCAAUCCCAGCCAGCUCUUCGGGUCAUCUGGAACGGUUGAGCUUCCUCUCUCCUCCAUACAAAGAGGGUGUCCAUCCUCUUCAACGGCAGCUCAGUGCAGAUGCUGCCACAGUUGCGAAGAAACGUUGCAGCAUUUCGUCUAGUGGCUCCAUUAAAAGUGCCAGAGUAUUUAGCUUGGAUGUACCUGAUCAGCCUCUAAAGUGUGACUCCAAGUAUAUUGAGAAGAGCAGCCCUCUGAAUAGCCCUUUGGAUCGCCUUCCACUAGUAUCUUCUUCUGGAGUCCACCAUUUAGAUGUCAAGCCUUCCUAUCAUUGUAGUGAACACCGUCACUCCUUUCCUGCUCUGUACUAUGAGGAAAGCGCUGAUACAUUAAGCCAGAGAGUCAGCUUUUUGAAGCCACUUUCCCGCUCCAAGAGAGACUCUAGCUACUCCCAGCUAUCACCAAGACACCAUUUCUCUGGAUAUUCCUCCAGUCCAGAGUACUCCACUGAAAACACCCACAAGAUUUGGGAGCGCUUCCGUCCUUAUAAAAAACAUACCCGGGAAGAGGUCUACAUAGCAGCUGGACAUGCCUUGCGCAAAAAGGUCCAGUUUGCCAAAGGGGAGGACUUGCACGAUAUCUUGGAUUACUGGAAGGGAGUGUCAGCUCAACAGAAACUGUAACUGGCACCUAUCAAGGUGCUUAGAGCCGGCUAAGGCUGUGGACAUGUCUCUGCUGAGAAUUGUGGUGCUGAUGCGCUACAAUGUGCAAUUAAAGUUUACAUUGGAGGUGGGGAUGUACCCUCACAGAGGGGAGACAAAGAGAUGUGUGAGUUCUGCACAGGGAAUUUUCUGGCACAGACCUCCUCCCCUUUUUAACACUUCCCCCCACGUCUCCACACACUGUAUUGGUGACUUUCUUUCCAUUUACAUAUUUUUUGUUGAUAAAUAUUUUCUUUUCUUUUUAUCAUUUUGUGGAAAAAAAAUGAUAUGUAUUGCUUGAAAUGUUGCAAGCUGAUGUCAUGCGCUACCCUUCUCAAAGACGGCCAUUCCAUUAAUAAUUUUACAUAAUAAUCUUUCCCAUACAGUUUCUUCAGUACUUGUAUAAAUUGAUAACAAUGAGUUAGGACACAAAGCUGGCAUUAUAGCAGCAAUCAAAGGAUAUGGUGGAUUUUCUUCUCAGACCUCCAGAGAAUAGUCUGUCCUGCUUACACUAAUGAAAUAGUGACUUCAAAUGGAAUUUGUUAUCGUAAGCUAACAAUAGGUUUUCCAAAGUAUCCUUAAAUUCUCUGUGAUGUACAGGUAUAUGUUGACUAUGAUUACUGAAGAAGUUUGAGUCAGCAUAAGACAUUCCAGUAGAUGUGAUUUUAAUGUAGACUGAAAAACCUCCCUACUAGCCAGAAUUUCAUAGCAAACAUGAAUUUAUUUCGUCAUUUUGCAGUGAUCCUGUUUCCUUGCUUACAGGUGUUACGGAUUCUUCUAAAGAAAAAAGAAAAAAACAUUUCUCAUGUGCUUAGCUAGCCAAAAGGAAGGAGUUAAAAUGUCCUGCAUUCAUCUUACGGUUACAGAUAGCUUGUGAUAGUAAAUUCAAAUUAUUUUCACCCUGUGGUUGCAAAUCUCAUAAAAUUAGAGAAAUUUACAAUAGCAUUGUCUACAGUAGGCCAUAAAGCAUGUUUAAAGCCUUAUUACACCCUCGAUGUUCUUGCUAAUGUAUAUGUAUGCUUCUGCCCUGGUUUAAUGGAACACUAAAUAUAGAGAAUACUUCUCAAUUGUUAAAUAAUCCCUUGAUCAUAUUUUAUCUCAAUACAUAAAUCAUUCUAUGUGUAUUGCAAAAGAUCAGGUAUUUUCUCCCAUUUCGAUUUCACAAACUUAUGUCUAAUCAGUAAGGCCCCCGUACGCAGAAACUGUCCAAACCUGCUGACUUUGGUGGGACCAAUGUACUAUCUAAAGUAUAUAUAUAUAUAUAUAUAUAUAUAUAUAUAUAUAUAUAUAAAUCCAAUAUGGAGCAGCACACCAAAUAGCGGUGGGUGCUAUCAGUCAAACCCAGGUCACGGGAUGCACGUAGGUAUAUUCCAAAAAAAUAUAUAUGAGCCUCCAGACUCUGCUCCAACAGAUGAUGUUGGGAAAGAGAAGGGUUGGAUUUUAACCUCCCAAUCCUUUUUGUUUUCAGAGUGAUAACCUGCCAACAUAGCUGUUUGACAUUAACUUACCCCUCCAAAACAUUGGGCCAUGCCGAACAUCAAUGUGUGUGGGAAGAUCAAUAGAGAUUACUGUCGGCAGAACAAACAUUUGGCCGAAAGCAGCUGAAUUUAUAUUGCCGGCUUAAGACAACUGGCUUCAAAAAUAGUCCUCUUUCUUCAAUCUGCAGGAGGAGAGCUUAAACUUUAAGCCACACCUCUGAGUUCCUCCCUCCUCAAUCUGCAAGAGAAAAGCUUACACAUUAAGCCACACCUCUGAGCUAUGUCAAAACCUGAUCAUCUACCAAUAAAAAAUUAGAGGGAUUAAAAAAAAUUAUAAUAAUCAUAUAUUCCAAGUUGUAUGUUUUCUGCAAGGUUUCUACUGUUUCUGUACAAUGACAAACACUAUAGAAAUGCGUUAAUUCUGUCCAAUUCUGUCAUUUCUAUCUUAGUUCAGCGUUCCUUUAAAUCAAUCUAGAUAUCAUUAUUCAUUAGGAUGUCCAAAAUAUUAUUUGAGGAAAUAUAAUGCAGGAGUACAAAGAAUAGAUUCUAAGACAAAAGCCAAUUUAUGGAUAGCUCAUACUUUGUUGAGGGGGUCAUGUAAGGUAAAAAAAAUGAAGAAAGCAAUUUCAGUUCAUCCAGACUAAUAGCUUUGUGCUUUAUCUAAUCUUCAUGGGUCCAUCUUCAAUUGCAUCUUGGAAUCAAAGAUAAAGAAAGAUAUGAACUGAACUUUACAUAAUAGGGUCUCCUUAUUCUCCCCCAGCCUUCAUGAUGUCAGCUUGCAACAUCUCUCUCUGUAGUUUUAUCAGUGCAUGGUUUUAACUUUUUCACUUUUACAUUGCCCUGUGUUUCUUGAAUUUUUAGAAGCUUAUCGCCAUAAAGGCAUUUUUAGGUUAAUUUUAUAUGUUAAAGAAUACAAAAAAAUGCUCACAUACAUUGGAGGCAGCCAUUUUGUGGCUAAUUUUAAGUACUCAUUCACAUGGAUCUAUUUAUUUAAGGUAUCUCAGUGAUUGCACUCAUGUCAACUGGUAUUCCCUUGAAUACUUUUGGCCUUCAGAAUGGGUGCCGGUGUUGUGAGUAAAGCUGCAGGUAUAAUUUAAAGGUUUACUGCUGUGGAUUCAGAUACAUAUCUUUUUUGGCUUUUUGUUUUCUGUUUCAAUUUUUUGGGUGGAAUUGGGGGUAUGGGAGGGUUUGGGAAAAGGGGAUGGAGGGGAAUGUACACAGGACUUUUGGCCAAUGAUUUAUUAAGAGAGGAGAUGGGAACUGUAUUUUUUGCAUGCAUUAGUGUAAAAAAAAAAGAAAAAAAAAAGAACAAAAACACUUGAGAUGAAGAAGUUUAAGAAAUAUAAAAGCACUCGGCACAUUUCACUUUUAAAAGAAAUCCAGCAGUGGCAAAUGGAGAUGUCCAUCCUGCUGAGGAUUGCCUGGUAUCUGAUGGGACCAAGAAGGCAGAAAUAAUUUGCAAUCCACUUCACUGUGUCUCUAAAUAUAAUGCAUUAUCCGUAUCUUGCAUUGCACAAUGAAAAAAAAUUCUAAACAUAAUAUGGAGUCCAAAGUUAUUCUCUUUAAAUGCAUGCUAAGAAAUCCAGCCACAGUAUUCAGUCACACACUCAUUACUCUGAUGUCUUCUUGCUGUCAACCUGGACUUUCUACACUACAUUGCAUCUAACAAUACAGCAUUUGGCAUA